CUCUUUCUGUGAUGGCUUUAAUUCUUCUCACCUAACUCUCAUUUCAUCAUUCAUUUCUGUGUCUACCUGAUCUUUUUCUGCAACUUUUUUUAAUAUGACAAAGAACAACACGGUACAAUCAAAGAAGUUCAAAGGUGUCAGACAACGCCAGUGGGGCUCUUGGGUUUCUGAAAUUCGCCAUCCUCUGCUGAAGAAAAGGAUAUGGUUAGGAACAUUUGAGACAGCAGAGGAAGCAGCAAGAGCAUAUGAUGAAGCAGCUAUCUUGAUGAAUGGACAUGUUGCGAAAACAAACUUCCCAAUUGUGAAGGAGAGUACUGUUAACAAUAAUGGUACUAAUGACAAGAAAUUCCCCUUAACUUCUUCAUCAACACUGUCUAGCACUGUGCUGAAUGCAAAGCUGAGGAAAUAUUGUAAGGAUCCAGCACCUUCUAUGACCUGUCUGAGGCUCGAUAACGACAACUGUCAUAUAGGAGUGUGGCAAAAAAGAUCAGGGAAACAUUCAGGUUCUAAUUGGAUAACAAAAAUCGAACUUGGGAAGAAGGAGGAGAAGCCUCAUGAUCAUCAGAAUAUGAAUUCUGAACUUGGCAUUAGUAAACCAUUGGACGAAGAAAACAGAAUUGCUAUGCAAAUGGUGGAAGAACUACUCAAUUGGAAUUCUCCGUUUUCUCAUGAACCUAUUACUGAUCAUCUCUCUCCGUCUUUUUCCAACUCUAUAUGAUACCAAAUGUGGAAUGUAUUGCAUGUAUAGUUAAUUAGACUAGCGUAUCGUUAUCUCCAAUAAGAGCCUAAAAGAGAAGGGAUUAUUCUUGAAUAAUUCAAGUGCCAAAACCAAUCCUUAUGAGAUUGUAUAUGUAAGUAUUCAAGUUUCUAAUCAGAUAUAUAUGUGUAUAUAAAGA
Solanum verrucosum is the source of this 896-nucleotide messenger RNA. Its product is annotated as ethylene-responsive transcription factor SHINE 3-like. Bases 95 to 718 code for a protein of 207 amino acids. Lineage: Eukaryota; Viridiplantae; Streptophyta; Magnoliopsida; Solanales; Solanaceae. The transcript has 3 exons. The record is from RefSeq and is a predicted model, not a curated record. Gene Ontology annotation, biological process: regulation of DNA-templated transcription. Gene Ontology annotation, molecular function: DNA binding; DNA-binding transcription factor activity.